GGACUUGCUGUGCACUUUAUUGCAGGUUAUCCUCCGAAACAUCAGGGGGCGCUGUUAGUUUAAUUCAAUCGUCACGUGACAAAACACAGAACUCGUGAUGGUGUUUUGCAGCAGUUGAAUCAAUGAGGGAUACUAUUUUUCUUACGAAACCAUUACGGAAUGUUAAAAAACGUCGAUGUCAAUCAAGCCUGAAGUUUGAGCCAUAAUGGCGUCCGGCUGGGUGGAGAAGGUUUCCGCCUUCUGCCGCAGUCCAAGUCGCUUCCUCUUCGGGACGAGCUCGGAGGUUUUUCUCGCCGAGCUGCUCCGAGAGCUCCGGGACGACAGAGCAAACUACACAGUUAAGGUCCUCCUGCUGUCUCCUCUGUGUGAGUACCCGGCACUGCUGUGCCCCUCAGACUCUGUUGGGGAGGAGACCGCUUUGGAGCUCAUGUCCAUCUUCACCCAGUCCCCUCCCAAGUUUGUGCAGUUCCGCUCUCAGCUCCUUGUGGCCCUCACCUGCGUCCUCACCUGCUCUUCGGAUGUGAGCGGUCGGCUCCGAGCGUUCCCGGAUUUCCUGGAUCUACUCCUUCAGCUCGCUCAGGACACCAGCGACCUUCACGGCGAUGCUGCCCCGCGCUCGCUCCGGGCCACAGCUUGCGACUGCCUGCGUGAGAUGGAGGCCCUCUACCCCGGCCUUCUCUCCCAGCGCCUUGAGCUGCUGGGUGGACACCGGCAUCAAGAAACCUCCAGGCUGCACCAGGCCUAUGCGGGGUUGCAGGCCCUGGUCCUAAGAAAUGCCGUCUAUCAGCUCACUCAGGAGAAGGAAGCAGGUGCUGCACAUUUAAGAGCCCUCUUGGGAGGAAAUGAGUCAGUCGAAUGCGAGGCAGACCAGAACGCAGGCCCGGCGAGCGGCAAAGACUCUGCUCCGCUGUCCUCUGUAAUCUUUGGACCGAUGGGCACAGUGCCGACUCUCCACACCGGACCCGACUGUAAGGAGCUGCGCUCCGCCCUCUCCUCCCUGCUGGAAGAGUCUUAUCUCUUCACCCCUCUGAGCCAGGCUGCGCUGUUAUACAGGCUCACAGAGGUGGUUGCCAUGGUGCCCGCCAUUCCCCCCACCAUAUUCAGAGCUCAGCUGCUGCGACUACUGGGAACCAGUGAGGUGACCCUCCUUCACACCACACUGCUGAUGAAGAGCGCCUUCACCGACAGUCUGUUCAGCUCCGAGGACGAAGCGUUUCUCUUCAAGCGACUAGUUGUCCUAUCGCAGCACCCGCUUCUGAGCACACCUGAGAAGCUCUUCUACAUGGACUGCAUCCUGCACUUUCCGGAGAACCGUCCAAUCAGCUGCGGCGACAGCGACGAGGCCCUCCCUGUGCUGCUGACCCCCCGGCUGGCUUCAGCUCUGCUGCCCGUUGUGUUCAACGACAGCGCCACCCUGCUGUCCCGCUUUAACCUGCUGUCUCUGGUGUACCUGGAGGCGGGGGAGGAGGAGGACGGCCGAGGGUUGGAGUACCUGUACGAACACCUGACGUCGCUGCUGCGGAUCGUAGAGAGUGGGGGCAAGCGGGAGAACGUUGUUACUUUCUUUAGAGCGGCCUUCCUCUUCCUUUUUCAUUUUCACCACGUGGAGCGUUACUGCGACAACCUGAGCCAGCAGCUGUGCCAACUCUACCUCCAGCACACGCGCUUCGCGCCCCACCUCAUCAACCUGGCCGAUCGGACCCAGGAGAAGCUGCCUGACUCCUCCUGGGCUUUGGGGCUCCUGAAAGCCCUGCAGAGGGUCAUUUCUGAGACCCCCGUCAGCCAAACGACCCUGCGUGACCUCAGAUGGCAUCUGAAGGUGCUGACUCGAGCGGCGGAGGAGGGAGAGAUCUCGCAGCACGGCACACUCCGCUUUCUGUCCGGCAUCAUCCCGCCAUCCUCAUCCUCGCUGAGCUCAAGCGGCGAUUGGCGCCUGGGAAACGGCAUCCUGGGAGUUUGCCGUCGCUUGCUGGUCCACCCCAGUCUUGAGUCCAUGUUCAUCCCUCUGGCCGACAUUCUGCAGCAUGUUGCCGGUCACUAUGGAGACACAGACAUCCGGGACCACGCCCGCCUCUACUACACCCUUCUCACCACUCUGUCCAGGGAGAAGCUGGCCACCGUGCUGGCUCACCACGCUGAGGGGGGCCAGCAGGUCAAGAAGCGAACUCUGUCCUGCCUUAUGACUGAGGGGGAAGGACUGACGAGCAUCCUGACCAUCCAUGAGACGGAAGUCGCAAUAAUCAGACUAAUUGAAGCUGAUUGUGAACAGCUGGAAGCUGAAGACCUCGUGCAGGACGAGGCAGAGCGAGGAGAGCCCGUGUUGGAAACCUACAGAGCUCAGUUCGGCAGCGCCGCCUUCGCCUCACAAGUCACCCUGAAGUUCCUGCUGACUCACACGGAGACCCGAGACGCUCGCUUUGAUCAGCUCUUCAGCAUCCGCCUCCACUUCAGCCUCACUGAUGACCACUACAGCGAGCUGCAGGACCUCAGCGUGCCGUGCCUGUUUAGGGAGAGGCCGCCGCCUGUCGUGACACUGACGCUGAAGCCCAGGGAGCCUUACCCAAGCAGCCUUCACGUCAGCGCCAUCUUCACCACCCAAGACGGGCUCACCUGGCACACUACCUUACCAGACAUCCGAGUGUGUUUUCAGCAGAUCUUCCUGCCCCUGCCCGCCCCCCCGAGCUGGGGCAGGGCAGGGAGGCAGGCCGUGUUUGCAGGAUUAUGGGAGGAAAUGUCUUCCGAAACGGGGGAAUGUGCCAGCAGUCUGUUCUGCUGCCAGCUGGAGGAAAAGGCUCUGAGCGCGCUCGUGGAAAAGCACUUCCUCCCAUUCCUGGUGUCAGAUCCGUCCCACAAAGACGAGUUCAGAGCGCUGCUCUUCCUCCCCCCACAGUCCCACGUCCUGCUGAAGAUCAGCUCGGAGGAAGACGCGGUGCAUUUCUGCAUCGCCACCGACAACUGGGAGCUGCUUCCUCACAUAAACGACUAUCUGCUGAAAAUCACAGCCAGCUGACCUUUUGAGUUUUAACUUUUAACAUUGAACUUUUGUCAAACAAAAUGUUUGUGAUUUAAAAUAAAGUAAUUGCACUUUAAUCAUUUUGACUGAAAAUGACAAAUGUGAUCCAGACUUAAAACUGUGCUUCCUUCUUUCUUGAUCGAAUAAACAAACACUUCUUUAAAUCUCA
This is a messenger RNA of Oryzias latipes (Japanese medaka), 3182 nucleotides long. RefSeq names its product adaptor related protein complex 5 subunit beta 1 (gene ap5b1). NCBI's taxonomy places the organism in Eukaryota, Metazoa, Chordata, Actinopteri, Beloniformes, Adrianichthyidae. Gene Ontology annotation, cellular component: AP-type membrane coat adaptor complex; lysosomal membrane. The record is from RefSeq and is a predicted model, not a curated record. Gene Ontology annotation, biological process: endosomal transport.